Hyposmocoma kahamanoa is the source of this 1792-nucleotide messenger RNA. RefSeq names its product protein RFT1 homolog. Gene Ontology annotation, cellular component: endoplasmic reticulum membrane. The transcript has a single exon. Bases 33 to 1712 code for a protein of 559 amino acids. Gene Ontology annotation, biological process: dolichol-linked oligosaccharide biosynthetic process; glycolipid translocation. Lineage: Eukaryota; Metazoa; Arthropoda; Insecta; Lepidoptera; Cosmopterigidae. The record is from RefSeq and is a predicted model, not a curated record.
UAACGUUUGAAAGUUAUCUAAAUAUCACCACUAUGGGACGAAAUUUGUUAAUGAGUAGCUUAGAGAAUGCGUCGUUUAAUAUUAUAUUCCAAAUCUUAUUCCGAUGUGUAACAUUUAUUAUCAAUGCCUGGGUGAUAAGGAAUGUCGGCCAUGAAGUGCUAGGUAUUAUGAAUGUGCGGCUGUUGCUACUAGAAAGCACUAUUUUGUUUCUGAGCAGAGAACCUUUUAACCGAGCUUGCCUAGGGCAGAAGGAAGAGUUCAGCUGGAACCACAUCAUUAAUCAAAUAUGGCUCUCUGUACCCCUUAGCUUCGUUCUGUCAUUAUUAUUUGUUUAUAUUUGGUUAAAUUUGUUGCCACCUAGCACUGAGGAGUAUGCAUUCCAGUAUGAAUUUGGUUGCUGGAGUGUGGCCCUUUCCUGUGUGAUUGAACUUUGUUCUGCCAAUUUAGUACUUGUUGCACAACUCUUCUGUUUUGUAAAAUUCAAAGUUGCCCUUGACACAUUACAUAUUUUUGUUAGAACUGUCUUGUUUCUGUCUAUUAUUAUCUAUGAUAGGUCACAAGCACUUAUUGCAUUUUCAAUAGCACAAGUGUGUAGUAUUGCAACAAUAGUAUUAAGUUAUUAUAUUUUUUUCUAUUGGUACAUUAAAAAUAAACCAUUGUAUGCCAAAGGAGCACUGAAAAGUAAGUUUGUACCUGACAUUAUUGUGCAAAGACUUUAUGACAAUAUGGACGAUUUCCAAUUCACAACACUUAAGGAUUUCUUACCAAAGUACUUGGGAUCAAUGAAUACAACUUUCAACAAAAAGUUGAGUGCGCUCACCAUAAGUUUUGCAAAGCAAGGAGUUGUUAAGCAAUUGCUGACUGAAGGGGAAAAGUAUGUGAUGUCCCUCAGCCCUGUAAUGAGCUUUUCUGAGCAGGCCACAUAUGAUGUUGUUAACAAUCUAGGCAGUCUUGCAGCUAGAUUUGUGUUUAGACCAAUUGAAGACAGCAGUUAUUUCUAUUUCACACAAAUGGUUAGUAGAGAUUUGCCUUUGCAUAAGCAAGAUGCACAAAAAAUUCAAGAAUCUUGUAUAGUACUGUCACAAGUGUGUAAGACUGUCACUUCUAUUGGGUUGAUAGUGUUGGUGUUUGGACAGAGUUAUGCUCAUACUCUAUUGAUGUUGUAUGGAGGAGAUGCAUUUGUUGCAAGUGGUCUACCUGUGCAACUGCUUCGCAGCCAUUGUUUGGCGAUAGUCCUGCUUGCUAUUAAUGGGGUGACUGAAUGUUACACAUUUGCUACAAUGACAAGUUCCCAGCUGAACAGUUAUAACUAUUUAAUGGUAUUCUUUUCAAUAUGUUUUCUAUUGUUAUCAUAUGUUUUGACUUAUAUCUUCGGCCCAGUGGGUUUUAUAGUUUCUAAUUGUAUUAAUAUGUCGGCUAGAAUAAUACAUAGCAUUCAUUUCAUAAAUAACAAAUAUAAAGACACAGGUUAUAAACCUUUAGAAGGUUUACAUGUUGGUAAAAUGUUUCUGUUGACAUUAUUUAUAGCAGGGUGUAUAUGUAAGCUAUCAGAAAAUAAAUUGUCCCCUAGUUCUGUAUUCUUGCAUAUACUUGUUGGAGCAAUUUGUCUGUGUAGUGUACUCCUAGCAUGGGGCUUCGAAAAUAAGGACCUCGUCAUAAAAUUAUACAAGAAACUUUCUCAUAAUGAGGAAAAUAAAGUUUCUCAAGAUUAGCAUUCAAUUAUUAUUAAGAUUAUGUGAAGAUUAUAUCAUAUUGUACAUUGAUUGUAAUGUUAAUUAAAGAAAAGUUAUUA